GGAGCCUCACAAAAUAAAAAGACUAAUGUGCGCAAUGAGCAGCCGUCGAUGAAUAUUCUGCGUUGGAUAUAGACCUGUAGUCGUCUCUCUCUCUCUCUCUCUCUCUCUCUCUCUCUCACACACACACACACACACCCCGAGUUAGAUUUCUCCUUCUAAAAACCCAGCAGUGGAAGACGAAUCUUUGAGAGAAACAAAUGGGAGAUUUGGGAAAAGAAGAGGCGGCGGUGGAAAUAGUGAAGGCUCGUACAGACAAGCGAGAAUACAGGAGGAUUGUCCUGAAAAACUCGCUCGAAGUCUUGCUCAUUAGCGAUCCCGAAACCGAUAAGUGUGCUGCUUCAAUGAAUGUCCGAGUUGGUUCCUUCAGCGAACCUGAUGGUCUUGAAGGCCUAGCCCAUUUUCUAGAACACAUGCUAUUUUAUGCGAGUGAGAAAUAUCCGGAUGAAGAUAGUUACUCAAAGUACAUUUCAGAGCAUGGAGGUUACACCAAUGCCUUCACAUCUAAUGAGAAUACCAACUAUAAUUUUGAUGUCAACGCCGAGAAUUUUGAAGAGGCAUUGGACAGAUUUGCGCAGUUCUUUAUAAAACCAUCGAUGUCACCAGAUGCUACCAUGAGGGAAAUAAGAGCUGUUAAUUCUGAGAAUCAGAAGAAUUUAUUAUCUGAUACUUGGAGAAUGGACCAGCUUCAAAAACAUCUAAGCUCGAAAGACCAUCCAUAUCAUAGGUUUAGUACGGGGAACUUGGAUAGUUUGGAUGUUUGGCCGAAAGAAAGAGGUGUGGAUACAAGACUUGAACUUCUCAGCUUCUAUGAAGAGCAUUACUCAGCAAAUAUCAUGCAUCUGGUUGUUUAUGCCAAAGAGAACCUUGAUAAAAUUGAAAGCCUGGUGGAGAACAUAUUUCAGGAAAUUCCAAAUAAGGAGCGAAGUUCUUGGCAUUGUACUGGUCAGCCUUGCACAUCAGAACACCUUCAGAUUCUCGUGAAAGCUAUCCCAAUAAAGCAAGGGCACGAAUUGAGAGUUGUAUGGCCUGCAACGCCAGACAUUCAGCAUUAUAAGGAAGGGGCAAGCUGCUAUCUUAGUCACUUGAUUGGCCAUGAAGGAAAUGGAUCUCUGUUUUGCAGCUUGAAGAAAAUGGGUUGGGCUACCUAUCUAUAUGCCGGCGAAACUGAAUGGACUAAUGACUUCUCCUUCUUUAGUGUAAUCAUUGAUCUGACAGACGCUGGCCACGAGCAUAUGGAAGAUGUUGUGGGGAUGCUUUUCAAAUAUAUUGACCUCUUACAAAAGUGUGGCAUUUGCGAAUGGAUAUUCAAUGAGCUUUCAGCCAUAUCUGAGACAAGGUUCCACUAUCGGGAUAAAGUACAUCCAGUUGAUUAUGUGAUUAAUAUUGCUUCAAAUAUGCAGUUUUAUCCUCCCAAUGAUUGGCUGGUGGGGUCAUCCUUGCCUUCUAAGUUCAAUCCAGGCCGCAUCCAACUUUUACUGGAUGAGCUUAACCCAAACAAUAUCAGGAUAUUUUGGUCAUCGAUGAAAUUUGAAGGACAUGCUAAGAUGAUUGAGCCAUGGUAUGGAACUGCAUAUUGUGCGGAGAAAAUCACAGAGUCCAUGGUUCAGCAAUGGAUGGAGAGAGCUCCUAAUGUACACUUGCAUCUACCAGCACCCAAUGUGUUCAUUCCCACUGAUUUAUCUCUAAAGAGUGUUGCAAAAAAGGCCGAAUCUCCUGUUCUUCUAAGGAACUCAUCCUUUUCAAGAUUAUGGUACAAGCCUGAUACAUUAUUCUCCACGCCCAAGGCAUACGUUAUAAUAGAUCUCCAUUGUCCAUAUUCCAGACACUCCCCUGAAGCAGAAGUUCUUACUUACAUCUUUACACAUUUGCUGGUCGAUUAUUUAAAUGAAUAUGCCUAUGAUGCUCAGAUUGCUGGUCUUGGUUAUAGCAUCCACGUCACUAGGAGUGGGUUUCAGGUAUCUGUGGGUGGAUAUAAUCACAAAUUGAGGAUCUUACUGGAAACAAUAAUUGAGAAGGUUGUGAAAUUUGAAGUAAAGCCUGACAGGUUUUAUGUGAUCAAGGAAACGAUCACAAAAGAAUAUCAGAAUAUCAAGUUCCAACAGCCUCAUGACCAGGCUGGGUCCUACUGCUCCUUAAUACUGCAUGAUCAUUCAUGGCCUUGGACUGAUGAGCUUGAAGCUCUUUCACAUCUUGAACCUGAUAAUCUAGCUAAAUUCGCACCUCUGAUGCUAUCAAGGGCUUUUUUACAGUGCUACAUAGCAGGCAAUAUUGGACCUACUGAAGCGGAGUCAGUGAUUCAGAAAAUUGAAGAUAUCAUUUUUAAUGGUCCCCAUUCUAUAUCCAAAUAUUUACUCCCUUCUCAGCAUUUGACAAAUAGAGUGGCUAAGCUUGCAGGCAGCACCAAUUUCUUCUAUCCCGUGGAGGGCCUGAAUCCAAGCAAUGAGAAUUCUGCCCUCAUCCACUAUAUCCAGGUUCAUCAGGAUGAUUUUGUGUUGAAUGUUAAACUUCGGCUUUUUUGUCUCAUUGGAAAACAAGCUGCUUUUCACCAACUUAGAACAGUUGAGCAACUUGGCUAUGUUACUUCAAUGUCGAGGAGGAAUGACUUUGGUAUCCACGGAGUGCAGUUUUGUAUUCAGUCCACUGUAAAGGAUCCUAUUCAUCUCUACAUGAGAGUCGAAUCAUUCCUUGAGAAGUUCGAAAACCAACUUUGUGAGCUGUCAGAUGAUGAAUUCAAGAGCCGCGUGAACGCACUGAUUGAUAUGAAGCUUGAGAAGUAUAAGAAUUUGUGGGAAGAAUCUUGCUUCUACUGGCAUGAAAUUUCCAACGGAACCCUCAAGUUUGAUAGGACUGAACGUGAGGUUGGAGCUCUAAAGCAGCUGACCCAUCAGGAACUGAUAGAUUUCUUCAACGAAUACAUCAAAGUCGGUGCUCCCACAAAGAAGACGCUAAGCGUGCAAGUAUAUGGGAGCUUACAUACGUCUGAGUAUAAAUCACAAAAAUCUGAUCCUAUUCCGCCUAACUCUGUUCGAAUAGAAGAUAUUUUCAGUUUCAGAAACUCCCAGUCUAUGUAUGGCUCAUUUCAAGGAGGCUGUGGUCGUAUGAAACUGCAAGAGUUGUUCCCCGGUAACUGCUAGUGCAGAAAACAGAAGACUGUAGAUGGUGUUUCUGUAUCUAUACGGAAAGGAAACGAUGCCUGGUCAUUUUUUCCGUUGUAUUGCUGGGAACUUUUGUAUUCCAAAAUUCUAUCAUGACGCCUGAACAAUAUGAUUGUUUUCAAGUGAAGAAUACUGCUUGUUCUGAAGCCA
This is a messenger RNA of Rhododendron vialii, 3305 nucleotides long. Its product is annotated as insulin-degrading enzyme-like 1, peroxisomal. The transcript is spliced from 26 exons. Gene Ontology annotation, biological process: peptide catabolic process. Gene Ontology annotation, molecular function: metalloendopeptidase activity; metal ion binding. The record is from RefSeq and is a predicted model, not a curated record. Lineage: Eukaryota; Viridiplantae; Streptophyta; Magnoliopsida; Ericales; Ericaceae. Gene Ontology annotation, cellular component: mitochondrion; cytosol. The coding region runs from base 198 to 3134 and encodes 978 amino acids.